AUGGAAAAGAUGGAGGAGGAGAUUGAGAGAUUGACUGAGAGGAUGUUUGGGGCCGGUCGAGCUUCAACUUCCAGAGAUGAAGGCAGAAGAGUUUUAAGAUCAACAACGCUUGGUGCCUUAACCAAUGAGAGCCGAGCAUCAUUCCUUGGCGGGAACGACUGUGAUUCGUCGAGGCACCUCGACUUGGCCGACGAUCGAGUUGAUGGUUGGCAGGAGACGCAGCAGCAGCAACAGCAGACGCAGCAACAGACGCAGCAACAGACGCAGCAACAGACGCAGCAACAGACACAGCAACAGACGCAGCAACAGACGCAGCAACAGACGCAGCAACAGCAGCAGCAACAGCAGACGCAGCAACAGCAUAAGGCAGCAUAA
Molecule: messenger RNA, 375 nt
Organism: Procambarus clarkii (red swamp crayfish)
Lineage: Eukaryota; Metazoa; Arthropoda; Malacostraca; Decapoda; Cambaridae
Source: RefSeq, a predicted model, not a curated record